AUGGACGGCGAGAGCUGGGUACCGCAGCCCUUCUCCCCGGGGCCCCCGGGCAGAGCGGGCUGCGGCAGCGGCGGCGGGGCGGGCAGCAGUAGCGGGGAGAGCCCCGCGGCGGCGGGGGGCGCCGCAGUGCUGAUGCAGCCCGAGGUGCUGGACCUAGAUGAGGACGAGGAUGACCUGGAGGUCUUCAGCAAGGAUGCCUCCCUGACGGACACGAACUCUUUUAGUCCUUUGAUGCCGACAUCCCCUUUAUCCAUGAUAAACCAAUACAAAUUUGAAGAUGAGCCAGACUCGAAGGACCUUUUCAUUACAGUUGAUGAUCCCUAAAGCCACAUUACUACGAUUGAAACUUUCAUCACCUACAGAGUUACAACUAAGACAUCUCGGGGUGAGUUUGAUUCUAGUGAAUUUGAAGUUCGAAGACGUUACCAAGAUUUCCUUUGGUUAAAGGGAAAACUGGAAGAAGCACAUCCCACCCUCAUUAUUCCUCCUUUGCCAGAAAAAUUCAUAAUGAAAGGCAUGGUGGAACGGUUUAAUGAUGACUUCAUUGAGACUCGAAGAAAGGCACUGCAUAAAUUCUUAAAUCGAAUUGCUGAUCACCCAACUUUAACUUUUAAUGAAGACUUCAAAGUGUUUCUUACUGCACAAGCCUGGGAACUCUCUUCACACAAGAAACAAGGUCCUGGAUUGCUUAGCAGGAUGGGGCAGACAGUCAGAGCUGUAACAUCCUCAGUGAGAGGAGUUAAAAACCGUCCAGAGGAGUUCACUGAAAUGAAUGAUUAUAUGGGAACAUUUAGCCAGGAGAUAAACUUAAUAGACAAAAUAUCUCAUAGAAUUUACAAGGAAGAAAAGGAAUAUUUUGAGGAAAUGAAGGAAUAUGGACCAAUCUACACCUGGUGGUCAGCAUCGGAAGAGGAUCUGGUUGACUCCUUGAAAGGUGUGGCCAGCUGCAUUGACAAGUGUUGUAAGGCCACUGAAAGACGGAUAUUUGACCUUUCUGAGAUGAUGCUUCCAGUUGUACACGAAUAUGUUCUUUAUAGUGAAAUAUUAAUGGGAGUUAUGAAAAGAAGAGACCAAAUUCAAGCAGAACUGGAUUCCAGAGUUGAAGCUUUGACCUACAAAAAGGCUGAAAAGGAGGUGCUUACGGAAGAGAUUGGAAAACUAGAAGAUAAGGUGGAAUGUGCUAACAAUGCUCUGAAAGCUGACUGGGACAGAUGUAAACAAAACAUGCAAAAUGAUAUCAAGUUGGCAUUUACAGAUAUGGCUGAGAAAAAUAUCAGCUACUAUGAACAAUGCCUUGCCACAUGGGAGUCCUUCCUUACAACUCAAACUGACCUUCAUCUGGAGGAAAUAUCUGAAGAUAAGCCUUGAGCAUACCUAAGGACCUUUUGCCUAACCUUUGAUGAUAUAGUGCCUACCAACCAAAGACA
Trichosurus vulpecula (common brushtail) is the source of this 1427-nucleotide messenger RNA. Its product is annotated as sorting nexin-7-like. Lineage: Eukaryota; Metazoa; Chordata; Mammalia; Diprotodontia; Phalangeridae. Gene Ontology annotation, molecular function: phosphatidylinositol binding. The record is from RefSeq and is a predicted model, not a curated record. The transcript has a single exon.